Messenger RNA from Micromonas pusilla CCMP1545, 834 nucleotides. RefSeq lists its product as uncharacterized. NCBI's taxonomy places the organism in Eukaryota, Viridiplantae, Chlorophyta, Mamiellophyceae, Mamiellales, Mamiellaceae. Bases 1 to 834 code for a protein of 277 amino acids. The transcript is spliced from 2 exons. The record is from RefSeq and is a predicted model, not a curated record.
AUGGGCAUCCUCGUCGCGGACUACGGCAGCGACAGCGAAGGCGCGAGCGACGGCGACGGCGACGACGCCGCCGGAGGCGAGAUCGUCCUCGAGCCCGCGGAGGCGACGACCGCGCCGGCGCGGGGAGGAGACGGAGAGGCCGGCGGGGAAAGGGAACGCGACGACGCGCCCGCGGGGACGUCGACGAAGCGCGCGCUCGAGCCGGAGACGCCGCCGGAGGCGUCCAAGUACGUCGCCUACGGCGGCGGGUGGUACGACAGAGCCGGGAACUACUGCUGGAUCUCCCCGGACGGGACGCUGCAUCUGCUGAGGCCGGGGGCGACCGAGCCGGAGAUCAGCGCCGGCGACGACAAAGGCGGCGGCGACGCCCCCGCGAACGACGCCAAACGCGUCAAGGCGGCGGACAUCGCGUCGGAGUCGAUGGAGUUCCCGCAGCACAAGAUCUCGAUCCUCCGCGGCGACGGCGUCAAAGCCAUCGCGACGAAAACGGGCGCGCGGCUGCGAAUCACCGAGGGGAAGAUGAAGACGGGGAGCGUCCGCAAGGGGAUCAUGUCGACGCUGACGAUCACGGGGACGCGCGACGCGGUGAAGUUGGCCAAGGCGGACGCGAUCGCGAUGCUGGAUGCGAACGGCGCGCGCUCGACGAAGGACGCGUCGACUGGGAAGUACGAAUUCAAGGGACGGCAAGUUUACAACGACACGUACGUCAACGGAGAGAAGCCGCGCGUCGCGCCGGAGUUUGACUGGCGGCACAGCGGCAUGGGGUGGGAUAACGGCGGUUUGACGGGCACGGACGGCGCGUGCGGCGCGCACUGCACGUGGAAAAAGUCGUAG